Molecule: messenger RNA, 825 nt
Organism: Priceomyces carsonii
Lineage: Eukaryota; Fungi; Ascomycota; Pichiomycetes; Serinales; Debaryomycetaceae
Gene: SEC65
Product: RNA-binding signal recognition particle subunit
Exons: 1
Coding region: 1-825 (274 amino acids)
Biological process (GO): SRP-dependent cotranslational protein targeting to membrane, signal sequence recognition; SRP-dependent cotranslational protein targeting to membrane
Cellular component (GO): signal recognition particle, endoplasmic reticulum targeting
Molecular function (GO): 7S RNA binding
Source: RefSeq, a predicted model, not a curated record
AUGGCUAAAAAACCAGUUUUAGAGGAUGUCAUUGAUGAUGAUAUCGAUAACAUGGAUAUGGAUAUCGCUCAAUUUGAUCCCUCUUUAAUAACACCUAUUGCACCUUUGAGACCAGAGCCAUCAGUUGUUAGAUCGCAAGACGAAGCAGACUUAAGCGCUUCUUCGAAGUUAGCUGCUGGCAAUGUACCUCCCUUACCUCGGCAAGAAUCACAAGCUCAAAAAGGGAUUUUUGAUACUAAUAAAUUUAGCGACGAAGAUAGACAGAAGAUCAAGAAGUUUCAAAUAAUAUAUCCUUGUUAUUUCGACAAAAAUAGAUCCCAUAGAGAAGGAAGAAGGAUAGCUGAAGACAAGGCAGUGGAAAAUCCUUUAGCAAAAACAAUAUCAGAUGCUUGUAGACUAUUGAAAAUACCGGUGCUACUAGAAUUGGACAAAACUCAUCCUCAAGAUUUUGGUAAUCCAGGUAGAGUAAGAGUUAUGUUGAGAAACCCGGACGAUGGGUCUUUAAGUAAUGGACGGUUUCAAUCUAAGAGAGCAUUAUUUGACGCAAUUGCGGAAUAUUUACAAAGUCAUCCUACAACUCUUAAAAGCAUCGGACCAGGAAGUGGUCUUCCUAUUCCAGGUGAAUACGAAAAUGGGUUUGAGCCAAAAGAGAUUCCUAAGGUCAAAGGGUUUAGGAUGAAUACAAUUGCGCCUGUGCACUCUGAACUUACUAUAGGACACCCAAUGACAAAAAGUAUCUAUGAUCCAGAACCAGAGGAACGGCAAUCUACUACUCCACAGUUGCCAAAGCAACCGAAGAAAAAAAUCAUGAAAAUAAGAGGUUAA